CAGUUGCACUUGCAGUUGCAGUUGCAGUUGCUCUCCCAUUUGGCUGCUAAAGUCAUUCAAUUUCGUCGGCUAAUACCCUUGACUGCACGUACCGCAGUGGCUGACCGUGCUGUGUGUGCCACUAAAUCCUUGAUCCCAGAUAUCCUGCGUCUCACGUGCUUCCGCAGCUUAGCGCUACUUUGGACUUGAACGGCGUUGUCACGUUGCAACUUGACCAGCAGCAGCAGCAGCAGCUGUACAGCGGCAUCAUGUCCCUGCGUGCCACCAUUAACAUUUUCUACAUUUUACUGCUUUGCUCUGUGAUGGGGCGUGGCAGCUGGGCAGCCGAGCUGCGACGCGAUGAAACGUACCCGCCGCCGGAGAUGCUGAAGGAGUUGCAGCCCGUGCAUGACAGCUGUGUGGGCAAGACAGGAGUGACAGAAGCGGCAAUUAAGGAGUUCAGCGACGGGGAGGUGCACGAGGACGAGAAGCUCAAGUGCUACAUGUACUGUGUGUUUGAUGAGACCGAUGUGCUGCACGAGGAUGGCGAGGUGCAUCUGGAGAAGCUGCUCGACCGCUUGCCCGACUCGAUGCACGACAUUGCGGUUAACAUGGGCAAGCGUUGUCUCUAUCCCAAGGGCGACACGAAGUGCGAGCGCGCCUUUUGGCUGCAUCGCUGCUGGAAGCAGGCGGAUCCCAAGCAUUAUUUUCUCAUCUAAGCAUUGACGGACGCUGGGCCAACACCACUCUAGAUCCAACAAAGCCCUUUGAUUUAUGUUUACAUUUUAUUCCCUAUAUUUUUCUAUAUACACAU
Molecule: messenger RNA, 793 nt
Organism: Drosophila hydei
Lineage: Eukaryota; Metazoa; Arthropoda; Insecta; Diptera; Drosophilidae
Product: general odorant-binding protein 83a-like
Exons: 4
Coding region: 249-698 (149 amino acids)
Biological process (GO): sensory perception of smell
Molecular function (GO): odorant binding
Source: RefSeq, a predicted model, not a curated record